AACUAAAUUAUGAACCCAAACCACAACGAAACAUACAUGUACCUCUUUACAUACAGUUUAUAAUACCAUAUUGAAACAUUAUCUUGAUUUUAAUCAAGUCAAGGGUGGAUAACUCACUUUUACCCGAACUUUGAGCACUCUACUUUUACUUCAUAAGUUCAUGUGACAGGGAACAGGAUGACGAGUGGUGUGAAAUAUUGUUGUGGUGGUUUUGGGUUAUUUCUGGGUGUAUUAGUUGUAAUAGUUGUUGUCAGAACAUUCACGUUUUCUGUAAGAACUGACCAAGUAGCAGAAUGUAAAAAUUCUGAUAGUGAUUUUAUAAAACUAAAUGAUCAGAUUUUGGAAAGAUUUAAAAAAGGAUUAAGAAUCCAAACAGUUUCAAGAGAUGUUGACGAUAUUAGUGAGCAGGCCUUGGUAGAUAUACAAAAUUUAAUUAAAAAAGAAUAUCCAAUAGUGCAUUCUUCUCCACUUGUGACAUUAGAUGUGGUGGGAAAUUACAGUUUACUUUACACCAUACAAGGUACCAAUACUAGUUUAAUACCAUAUCUACUUGCCAGCCAUCUUGAUGUUGUACCUGCUCAACAAGAAAACUGGGAUUAUCCCCCUUUUGGUGCGGAAACUCAUGAUGGAUUUAUCUAUGCUAGAGGAACUGUUGAUGUUAAACUUGGUGUUUUUGGAAUAUUGGAAUCUAUGGAGUAUCUACUGUCUAAUGGUUUUAAACCAAAAAGAACAAUAUAUAUAGGAUUUGGUCAUGAUGAAGAGAUUGGCGGAUCAGUUGGUGCAUUCAAUAUAGCAAAUAAACUAGAAGAGAAAGGUAUCAAUCAACUAGAAUAUAUUAUUGAUGAAGGGUUGAAUGUUUUAGAUGGUUUGGUUCCAGGACUGUCAAAACCAUCUGCACUUAUUGGUACAUCAGAAAAAGGUCAGGUUAUCUUAAGGUUAAAGGUGAAAGGCAAACCAGGUCAUUCCUCCAUGCCUCCAAAGGAAAGUGCUUUAAGCAUUUUGAUUCAAGCUGUUCAUAGGUUAGAAACUACACCACAUCCAAGUAUGUUUGGUUAUGGACCAGAAAAAGAUAUGUUUGAACAUAUAGCGUCAGAGUUAAGUCUACCGUACAGAAUGCUGAUGUCAAAUCUAUGGUUGUUUAGUCCCCUAAUUUCAAGGUUUCUAGCCAUGUCACCAUCAACAAAUGCCAUUGUAAGAACUGUUACAGCAGUUACCAUGUUCCAGUCUGGAGUAAAGGACAAUAUAAUACCAGAAGAUGCUGUAGCUAUUGUUAAUCAUAGAAUUCAUCCUGCACAAUCAAUACAACAGGUUAUAGAUUAUGAUCGUUAUAUUAUCAAUGAUGAUCGAGUUACAUUUGAAAUAAAAAAUUCCAUGGAACCACUACCUAUAUCGCCCUGUGAUGAUAAUAACCUUGGUUACCAGAUGAUUAAAAAUAGUAUCAGACAAGUUUGGACAAAUUCAGUGGUGGCACCAGGUGUGAUGAUUGGUAAUACAGAUACAAAACACUAUAUCCAUCUCUCUAAUAACAUCUAUAGAUUUACACCAUCAUAUAUGUACCCAGAAGAUUUACCACGAUUUCAUGGUAAUAACGAACGUAUAUCCUUACUAAAUUACCAACAAGCUAUUAACUUUUAUUAUCAUUUGAUUAAAAAUACUGAUGCUGGUCUGUCACCAUCUCAUAAACACAGUGUCGAACUAUAAAGGCUUGAUGCAUCAAUUGCAUUUUCUCGAACAUUUCAAAUGUCUUGUGGCUUAAUCCAAACUAAAUAUGUACUCAGUUUAUUUAACAUGGAAUUAAGAAAACAAAAUCAAAAUAUCAACACUCAAUAAUCUCCGACUUGAAUAUUUCUAAGAUUGAUCAGUUGUAAAUCUGGCCAAAUUAAAAUUAGAUAAUUUCAUUAUGUUUAUAGGUAUUUUAUAUUAAGUUAUCAGAACUAUUAAAAUCAAAAUGAAAUAAGUGAUCUAAUUUUAAUGAGACUGGUUAAUAAAUGAUUUUAUUUUAUUGGGAGACAUCUGAAUUAAUGGAUGUAGAUAAUUAUUAUAUCAUCAUCAUGAUGUACUCAAUACUAACUCAGUUCUAUGAAAUACCACCACAUACUACCUCAUUAUUGUGAAAAAUGAAAUAAUAUUUCAAUUGUAUUAAUUACAAUAAGUCUACUUUGCAGAAAAAUUGAGGGGUUAGAUGGCCGAAUGGUUAGCAUGUGCACGUUGACUCAUCGAGUCAGCUGGCAUGGUUUCGAUUCCCUAGUUGUACAUGACAAGCAGUAGGGUCACCUGUCCAACCUCCCGGGUAUUCCGGUUUCCUCACACUGGUACAGACAGACCCCUAUGCUCAACUGAAUUAUUGAAAUAAAAUUGAAUCAUAUGUUAGUCCUGAAAUGACCUGGUUUGUGUCGAGUGGAUGUUAAAUCCCAUUUCUCUCUCUUGCGCAAAAAAAAAUUAAAAAGUGCAUGGGAAAUGUGAUGAUUGAUGUGUCACCAUUCCAGUUAUCUCCAUUGAUCACACAAUACUAACAAAUAUUAACUGAACACAAUUUCAUUGUUAUAAAAUAAUAACCCAAUGACCAAUACUAGUAAACAAUAUAUAUAUUAUGUUAUAGAUAUAUUCUUAUUAUUUUCAUGCAUGAAUACCCAUCUAGAAUAUGUAAUAUAAAAAAAUAAUAUUAAGAUUAAUUACUGUUCAUGAAGCUUUUAUUAGAUAGCUACAAAAUGUUGCAGGUUUCCUGAAAACAGGGUAUAUUUGGUUGUGAUCUGUGUUGACCAACAUCAAAUCCAUUUAGUUGAUCAUCACAGACCGCUUGUAUUUGAAAUAAUUUUAUGGUACAAUAAAUUAACCUAAAACCAUAUAGUGUAUGUACAAUCUUUUAUUACACAAUGUACAAUUAUAGUCUAUACAUGAGUCUAUUGUUGUGAUCAAAGAUAGCAGGGACUUUUUUUUAUAAAUCCACUUAAAACACGUGAUAUACAGUAUUAAUAUAUUCAGGAUUUCAUAUUGAUUUUAUAUCGUUGUAUGUAUAAUUUACUGUUCAUUCUUUAUGUUGCCUUGUAAUUAAUUUAUUGUACAAGUUUAUAUCUUAAUCAUUCUACAAUUUCAAUACCUUAUAAUAUAAUUUAUUGUUUAUUUUAUAGUUAACUUAAAAUUUAUUUUAAAUCUGUAUUUAACUAAUAAGUGGUUUGUUUUCAUUGAGUGUCAUAUACCGGUAUAUAUAUAUAUACAAUGAGAAUGACUUAAAUAUCCAUAGCAUGGUUGUGUACGAGGUUAGUGUGUUAUAAUUUGUGAUAUGUUUGCAUUUGAUAAAACACACAGUAUUUUAUUAUCAAAAAAAGAUUUAUGAUGUAUUUUAUUACAAUAAUAAUGAUUAUAUAAAUAAACCUAUUUACAAAUAAAUGCAUGCUAAUGUCAUUAAACAUUUUUUUUAAUUUUUUUUUUUAUACUGUACUUAAAAUAAUUUUUCAUUAAUUUUAGAUAAUUAAAACAAGCCAACAGUGAGGCUGAUGUCCCCCGCCGAAAUCCCAAAAUAAAUAGAUGACA
Messenger RNA from Patella vulgata (common limpet), 3531 nucleotides. RefSeq names its product N-fatty-acyl-amino acid synthase/hydrolase PM20D1.2. Lineage: Eukaryota; Metazoa; Mollusca; Gastropoda; Patellidae. The record is from RefSeq and is a predicted model, not a curated record. Bases 178 to 1701 code for a protein of 507 amino acids. Gene Ontology annotation, biological process: amino acid metabolic process. Gene Ontology annotation, molecular function: hydrolase activity, acting on carbon-nitrogen (but not peptide) bonds, in linear amides. The transcript is spliced from 11 exons.